AUGUAUUCCAUAAAGGCUGCGUGAAACUAUUCAAAAGUCGUAUUACAAUUAACGUUGUGGAUGAAAAUAUAAAUGAUUAGCGUGGUAAUGUGGGAACUACCAGUGAACAAGCAAAGAAUGAAGGUGGAAGAAAACGAGCAGAUGUUUUGUGUUGGCAGUUGCUCGCAGUAUAACAGCCACAGUAAACCGCGUCUGUAUUUCAGCUGCAUCGGAGCGUUCUUUCUAUUUACGAGAAGGUGACAGAAUGGAAUCCUGAUUGCCACAGCGUGUACGAAGAUACCACGGGACAAACGAAAUCUCUCAUCGAUCGGUAGAUCAUCGAAUUCUACGCGAAAGACCGAAAUUCCGCAAAGUUAAAACAGAAAUCGUCAGCAAAAAUGACCUCGAUAAAUAAAAAAACACUCGGCCAGAAAGGAAAGGGGGUGUGUAAAUUCCCGAUAAAACAACGAUCCGUGACAAAUAUGGCCACCCAAAAAGAAACGACAGAGGAGAAAAAAGUAAAUUGCAAAGGUCACGCGGAGUCUGUAUAUAAUAAACGUUUCGACGAUACGGAUUACGACGAUCCAAUUACGAUGUUGCGCAAAGAAAUACAAGAUUGGAGAAUCAACGAAAUAUUAACGGCUAGAACCGAAGAAAGACUUAGUGGAACGCCAAGCGAACCGCGUACUUACAGUUAUGUCGCCUCCGGGGAAACAACCAAGAGACAACAAAGUCCCAAUGAUCCCCUUAAGUCGUGCAGAACGUUCGUUAACUUUCUAGCUGAAACGUCAUUGGCAAUGAGACGUUACCCCCACCACAACGUGUAGCUACCCCACUAAUCCAUGUCGUAUAUCUUCGCGCAAAGUUGCAAGCAUACGCUCUGUGUUCCUCAAGCUGAGAGGUGAGCAGGCAUGGCGUAAGAGUAGGAUCAUUAUAGUGUGUAUAGUAUGUAGUGUGGUGCUUACUCUUUAAAUUUAUGCGUUACUUGCUAAAAUAAUUAAUUCUUUGAACAAAAAGAUACAUUGGCAUAACAUCAAUCGAAAUAAUGUAUAUUUUUGAUAAAUUUCUCACAAAGUUAUACAAUUUAUAAAUUCGUUAUAAAUUCAUAAAUUCUUGAUUAUAACGAUAGAAUAAUUACAGUUGUUUACGUGAGAAUUAGAGGUUAAAAUAUUUUGAUUAUCAAAUAAUUAGAAACUUUUUCCUGCAAGUAAGAAUUAUAAAAAUCGUACUGUGUUUCUGAUAAUACACUCAAUAGAAGUGUUUGGAAGCGUAGUAAAACGAAAGGUAGAAGGGUCUGCCAUGGGUAAUAAUUCAACUAUCGAGCGAGUCAAUUUUUUCUUCGGCACGAGGGUACAUUUAUUAUAAUUACAUCAACCCCUCCGUAUCCGCACUUCGAUGGAUAUUAUUUAUUUUAUUGUAAUGUAUAUCAGUUUGUUUCGUUAUUGUUUCAUUACAUUGCUCGAUAAUAUAAAUUAUUUAAAACUGGUGUGCAUUGAAAAUGGUCAGGUGGUUACGACAGGGUUGAAGCUUUAAUUUCCAUAACUUUAAAUCGAGUGGAACGACGUGUUCCUCGAACUGGAAUUACCUCUUGAAAUUGAUAAAUCACUUUUUCAAUGUGAAACGCGCGAAAUCCAUUGCGUUGCUAUACAUCCAUACAUACAUGUUUUAAUACGCAUUUAUGGAGGUGCAAAUACGUAUAUAUUUAUAUUCCCUGCGCUCGUUUAAGCGCAACCUAUCGGCUAAGUGUCUUUUUAUUAUACUGCAACAAUGAUUUUAAUUACGUGACUGAAGUAAGUGGAGAGUAUAUUUAUGGAAUGAAAUUUUCCGGUAAUAAUGGGCUAGUGAGCAAUUCGCGACAACGUUCAGACGCACACGCGUAUACGCACACACGUGCAUGCUUUUCUUUGCAUACGACAAAACGUGACGAAGUCGAUUGCCAUGCGUCGAACAAUCAUG
Hylaeus volcanicus is the source of this 1935-nucleotide messenger RNA. RefSeq lists its product as uncharacterized. The transcript is spliced from 4 exons. The coding region runs from base 378 to 806 and encodes 142 amino acids. The record is from RefSeq and is a predicted model, not a curated record. Lineage: Eukaryota; Metazoa; Arthropoda; Insecta; Hymenoptera; Colletidae.